UCGAAGCACAUCUUUGUUACACUGUCUACACCAAAAAAAUUUAUAAAUUCAAAUUGAUUCGCAGUUCAUUUGGCUCUCUUUGCAAAAAAUCGUAAAUUCUUGUCUUUCGGAGUAUUCGGAACGGGGUUCACGCAACGCCGAAUGCUGCACUCAGUCGAGUUUUCUCUGUGGUGACAAUAUCCCUUUUUGAAACAAACGAAAAACAACGUCGGGUCUCAGCUGAAAGCAAAUCGCGCGUUCCUCAAAUGAAAACAAAUACUGAACCGAGCAGCGCUUAACUGUAAUUACAGCCGGAAAAGUGCCUGAAAUACGACAAGGGCGAAUCGGAGCAGCAAGAACUAUUUUGUUAUUCCUCAGAAAAAAGAAAAAACACAGUCGAAAAUCAAUGAUCAGGCGCUCAGCGAUAAAUGAUAAUAAGAGAGGCAACGGCAACAGGCAAAGCCCUCAAUUAAAGACGCGCGAGAUUCGCCUCUCCGAUUUGAUAUGUUCCCAAGCAUAGCCAGCUGAAUCCUCAACUGUGGACACCACGUGGCAAUGGAAAUUUGUGUGUUGGCCAAACCAAGGAAACUGUGUGCAAAGCAGCGACUGACCUAGCGAGAGUCCGAGUCAGAGCCGGAGAACAGGAACAGCGAGAACGAGAGAGAGAGAGUGAGAGUGCGAGUACGAGAGAAUUAACAGAGUACAGAGCAAGAGAGGGAGAGAGCAAGAGAGUGUGUCUGCCACUCUCUGUCUGUGUGCGUGUGUGUGUGCGCGUGUGUGUGUGCGCGCGUGUGUGUGUGCGUGCGUGUGUGUGAAGCAUGCGUAACAAGCUCAGCCAGGCCAAGCGGCAACCCACUGAGCAUGCGGACAGCAGCUUUGAGCUGGAUGAACACGAGCCGACGAUCAGACACUUGACAACCAACAGCAACAACUCCAACAUCAUCAACACCUCCAACAUCAUCAACACCAACAACAACAACAACACGUCGCAUAUCAAGGAUGAGUCGGAUGCGGGCGAGCUAACGGACACGCUGAGCACGCACAGCAGCAGCUCCACGCCUACGACGGCCGAUGUGGCAGAUGUUGCGGAUGCGGAUACCGUAAGCUCGUUGCCGCUCUCACCUGCCAACUAUGCUGCCAGUAGCGGAGGCUGCGGCGCGCAGCUGGUGAAGCGGCAUGCCACAACGCUCAAGCAGCAACAGCUGCAGCUGCCGGCGGAGACGGCGACUUCCAACAUUGCGGACACGACCAACAGCCAGCUGCGGGAUGAGGAUAAUGUGCCCACGUCAUCGCGCUAUGCGGCGCAUCCGAGCGCCGCGUUUGCAGAGACCACGGCACAGGGCGCCUCCAGAACAGUUGGUGGCACACAUCGACGCACCCUGUCGGCCGCCUCAUACAUCUCGAUGCGUGCGCAGCCCUUAAAUGGGCCGCCGCCACCGGAGCCGCCAAAACGGAAUCGCUUCUUCGAAUGGAUACGCUUCGGCUGUAAAUUCUGCUGCUGCAAGAGUUCGGGAAUUGGCGAGCCGAGUGUGCAUCAUGCGCUGGUUGUGAUAUUUUUAGAGUUCUUCGCCUGGGGCCUGCUAACCAUGCCUAUUAUAUCGACGCUCAAUCGUACAUUUCCGGAUCAUACGUUCCUCAUGAACGGCCUGGUGAUGGGCAUCAAGGGCAUACUGUCAUUCCUGUCGGCGCCAUUGAUAGGCGCCCUAUCCGACAUCUGGGGUCGUAAAUUUUUCCUAUUAGUUACAGUAUUCUUCACAUGUAUGCCCAUACCGCUGAUGUGCGUAAAUACGUGGUGGUUCUUUGCCUUGAUCUCAAUUAGUGGCGCAUUUGCCGUCACCUUUUCGGUGGUGUUCGCCUAUGUGGCCGAUGUCACCACGCCGGAGGAGCGCUCCAAGGCCUACGGCCUGGCGUCGGCCACAUUUGCCGCCAGUCUGGUCAUCUCGCCAGCGCUGGGCAAUGCUCUGAUGGACAUGUACGGUGAUGCAUUGGUGGUGGCUCUGUCCACGGCCAUUGCCGUGUUGGAUGUAUUCUUUAUUCUAGUCGCUGUGCCGGAGAGCUUGUCCGAAAAGAUGCGACCCGCCUCAUGGGGUGCGCCCAUCAGCUGGGAGCAAGCCGAUCCCUUUCUGGCACUACGCAAGGUGGGCACAGACAAGACAGUCUUGAUGCUGUGCCUCACUGUGCUGCUCUCCUAUCUGCCCGAGGCCGGCGAGUACUCCUGCAUGUUUGUCUACCUCAAGCUGAAAAUGGGCUUCAACUAUGUUGAGGUGUCCAUUUUUAUAGCCGUUGUGGGCAUACUCAGCAUUACGGUCCAAGUGACACUGGGAUCGUUCAUGAAAGUCUUUGGCGCCAAGCGCACUAUCAUUGUGGGCCUAGCCCUCGAGUUGGUUCAACUGCUUUGGUACGGCCUGGGCAGUCAGAAGUGGAUGAUGUGGUCGGCGGGCGUUGUGGCAGCGCUGGGUUCGAUUACUUAUCCGGCGAUCAGCGCGUUUGUCUCACUGUAUGCCUCGCCCGAGAGUCAGGGUGCUGUGCAGGGCAUGAUCACGGGCAUGCGCGGCCUGUGCAAUGGCCUGGGCCCGGCUGUCUUUGGCGUUAUCUUCUAUCUGUUCAAUGUUGAUUUAAAUCCCGAUCAUGAGUCCAUUGUGAAUAACAGUCAUCCGACGAACGUUGAGAAGAUAUCGAUGCAUGUGCCGGGUCCGCCAUUUGUGUUUGGUGCCCUGUGCGUCUUCUGUGCCAUUGUCGUGGCCGCCUUCAUACCCGAGAGCCAGCAGGCGGUGCUGGAAAAGAAACGUGCCUCGCUCGAUGUCCAGUACGAGAUCGAGACGGGCCACAAGGUGCCCAGCUCCUUGGCGCCGCUGAUACGCUCCGAUUCGCUGGCGCAGCUCUAGUCUGCCACGCCCCCAUCGUCAAUACAGCUGGUGUCUAAAAUAAAUGAUACGAUUUAGUAAUUGUAACAAAUGCUGUAACUAGUUUCGCUUUAGUUUAAAUGCAAAAAGAAAACACAAGUUAGAAUUUGACAAAAAAACGUUAUUGUUAAGUAAUUUCUGUUCUCUUUCCUUGCCGCAUGUGAUUUGCAUUUUCGAUUCACAUUUAAAUAUUGUACAAUUAUUGAUUUCAUAAUUCAUUUAUGAACGGACUCCGCUUGCCCGCAAAAAAACCAACAUAAUAAUAAUAGUUAUAAACGCAGCCUGUGUUAAUUUUCGUAUUCAAUUUUGUAACAUCACAGCGACAAAUCGUUGAGCAUAACAAUUUUGUUUUGUAUCAACUGGAAACAAACAUAAACAAACUGCCAAAUAAAAAAAUAGCAUUCGUAUUGUUUAUUUAUUUGUGCAAAGUGCAGCACAAACAAAAAAAAAACAAAAUUAAUCAUUUUUUCGGCGGCCUCAUAUAUUAUUAUGUAGAAAUUGUUUAUGUUCAGCAGUCGAAACGAAAUACAAACAAAUUAUAAUUAUAAUUAAUUAAUUAGUAUUAACUGAAUAGUCAGCUUUACUUUGCAAUUGUUUAGUGAUCUGUUGUCGAGAGUCGCAAAAGAAACAACAAAUAUAGUUCAUAACAAAUACUAUAAAUAAUAAUGCUAACUGUGGAAUAGUUUUUAUUUUGAUAAACAAACAAAACAAAACAACAACAAAUUGCAAAUUAAUAUUAUUGUUUUUAAAUAUCAAGGCUUAGGCAUAAUCAUUAAAUAAGCCAGUGCGUAUGUGUCUAGCUCUUAAGUAGUUGUAAAGUUUUUUGCACGUGCUAUCAGGGUGCAAAGUUUCACAACAAAUAAUAUAUAUAAUAUAAAUAUAUUAAAUAUAUAUUUUUGAUUUUGAAACGCAAUUAAUGUAACGCAGUUCAAUGUAAAACUGAAACCAAAUUUCUAAUGUAAAUUAUUUAACAUAGAUGACAAACUGUUUGUAUACAUGCAUAACAAACAAAUAAAUAUAUAUAUAUAUAUAUAUAUAUAUAUAUUUAUUAACAUAAAUGUAUGUACAAAAAACAAAAUGCAAGAUGUGAAAUUAGAAAAUCAACCAAGAGUUAUUAACAAGAGCAACAACAACAACAACAAAAUGUGUAACAAAUAAAGAUAUGGUUUGAUGAAAUCCUACAAAAGCAUUUUACAAAUCCUGUAACCAAA
Molecule: messenger RNA, 4093 nt
Organism: Drosophila montana
Lineage: Eukaryota; Metazoa; Arthropoda; Insecta; Diptera; Drosophilidae
Product: hippocampus abundant transcript 1 protein
Exons: 10
Coding region: 798-2864 (688 amino acids)
Biological process (GO): transmembrane transport
Cellular component (GO): membrane
Molecular function (GO): transmembrane transporter activity
Source: RefSeq, a predicted model, not a curated record